AUCGUCGUUACAGAUGAAGAGUUAAAGCCGUCACAGCACGUUUAUGCAAUGACAAAAUAACAACAUAACUCGAUAUUAGACAUGCAUUUGGAAAGCAUACAGCACAGAGAGUAGCAGUGUCGUUAUCAUGAUUCUAGUAAGCUUUCUCGCUUUGCUCUCUUUAAGCUCUCUGCCUAAAAUGUUUGGGAAUCCACUUCGAAUGGCGUCGAACUCGUAUCCAAAGCCUUUCACGCGUGAAUUGAAACUUCAGGAUCCUCCGAUGAAAGGAUCAGACGUCAUGAUAUUACAGAGCUUGUUGGCCAGGUGUCCUUCCGUCACGAGUAUAAAAACCACGGGUGCGUUCGAUCAACAAACACAGACAGCAUUAGCUGACUUCCAGCGAAUCAACCAUGUGAAUAAUUCUGGUAAAUUGGACAUAAAAAGCGCAACACUGGUGCUGGAUCAGCUGAUGUACGACGGUUACAAGGAUGACGGGAAAAUCCCCAAGGGAUACAAAUUUAAGCUUUACAUUCCCGUCCACAAAGAUCGAAAUAUCGAGACAACUGCGACCUUAUACGACUCUAACUACCAGGUUAGGUAUAGAUUUCUAGUGCGCACUCAUGGUCACAUCACAGACACAGGCGAAGAAUUAAACCAGUUGACUACCGAUGGUAACACACCAACAGGACUUGCGACUUUUGAUCUUAACAGUCCUGAACCGAAUCCCGUGUUGUUCGGACCAUACCCGGUAGUGCGACAAGUGAAAGGACUCGAAGGUAAUGUGGCCAUUGGUCCUGAUGAGGAGAACACCUUUAUCCCAUACAUAAGAUAUGGAAUAUUACUUCAUACGGGGGAAUGGAAAAACUGGAAUUCGUCACGGCCAAUGCCCAAUAGUAAUGGUUGCAUACAUGCUCACCCAACCGACCUGCAAAAAGUUGAUGAAAUUCUAACUAAAGAUCUUGGAGUGACUGUUAGAUCGAACCCAUUUGGUACAAUCCCCUAUCCCUACCAGCCCCAAGGUCUGCUCUCUAUUGAACAAAUUGAUCAUUGAUUAUUAGUUUAUUAGAACGUGUCACGCGACCCAAACAACUCCAGACGCGGCAUGUUCCUUUUGUGUUUUGCGCUGCCAUCCAUCAAACUCUUAGUAAAUUAUUUGAUUGACGGAAGCCAGUUACCCUGGUUACCGAGUAGCUGUGUUAUUACAUGAGUGCCUCUCGAAAUAGGGUAUUUCCUAUAUAGCUCGGUUGGUCACGGCCACAUGCUUGGUUCCAAGUUAAAAUGAGUGUGCAUGCUACCACAGGGUACCCGAGUCUAAUAUCAGCCAAUGUCUAUGUGUGCAGCGCCCGACUUAAAAGCAAUUAUAUGAUUAAGCUAAAUUAAAUUUGUAUCUAUAUUCAAAAUUAUGAUAAUUAUAUUAUAUUAUAAAUUAAUUUUUUUUCUAUGUAAGAUAGAGUUUUGAAGAUGAAUAUAUAACAAUCUUAGUUAAUUUAUGAUUCAAGACUUUCUAGUUUAUGCACUGACAGUAUUAAAUAACUUGAUGUACCUGUGUUUGCCAUGAAAAUGGUAGAUAUUUAAAA
Actinia tenebrosa (Australian red waratah sea anemone) is the source of this 1556-nucleotide messenger RNA. RefSeq lists its product as uncharacterized. Gene Ontology annotation, molecular function: transferase activity. The record is from RefSeq and is a predicted model, not a curated record. NCBI's taxonomy places the organism in Eukaryota, Metazoa, Cnidaria, Anthozoa, Actiniaria, Actiniidae.